AUGACUUACUCUCAUGAGAAAUACCAAGCUAACAAAGAGCGCAUCAAAGCAGCUCAAAAGCGAUACUACCUGAAGACGAGAGAAACUCGUAUCGCUAAGCAGAAGGAGUACGAUGACAAGAAUCAUGAGCAAAUUCGUACCCAAAAGCGUAAAUCAUACGCGGCGAAGAAACAAAGCGAACCUAAUCAAACCGAAAGCGAACCUAAGAGUGAAACCGAACUUAGCUAA
Molecule: messenger RNA, 228 nt
Organism: Phytophthora sojae
Lineage: Eukaryota; Oomycota; Peronosporomycetes; Peronosporales; Peronosporaceae
Exons: 1
Coding region: 1-228 (75 amino acids)
Source: RefSeq, a predicted model, not a curated record